Molecule: messenger RNA, 909 nt
Organism: Manis javanica (Malayan pangolin)
Lineage: Eukaryota; Metazoa; Chordata; Mammalia; Pholidota; Manidae
Gene: BRICD5
Product: BRICHOS domain containing 5
Source: RefSeq, a predicted model, not a curated record
CUGAGGGGCAUCGGACAAUCAGAGCAUUGUCACCAGGGCUUCAGCAUGGAGCAGGGGAGCUGCCCAGCGGAGAGGCCUGGGCCUCGGCCUGUCGGGGUGAGUGCCUCCCACACCCCAGUGCCUUCUACUAGGACAAGGCCCCAGGGCAUUCCCUGGCCCACCUCCCACCCCUCCUCAGCCCCUACCUUCCCUGAGCCAGCCUGCUGACUGGGCAGGCCCCAGUGACCAUAUGUGCCCCUAGGUGAAGACCAGGCCCCGCCAUGUGGACUGGAAGGCCCCUGGCCUGAUACUGUUGCUCGUGGCACUGGCCACUGCUGGGGCCGUGGCUGGAGGACUUCUUGGCUUUGCUCACAGGCCCCCCAAGCCACUGCUGCAGAUGCGUCUGACCCUCCCAAGCCCCAGGGAGCCCCAGUCCAACCAAACCGCCCAGGUGGAUGUGGCCCGGAACUUGGCAACCAUCAGAGUGACACCAGCUCAGAGCAAUGGCAGCUGGGUGGUGCUGUUUGACGGCGAGAGCGGCUGCAUCUGUUACCGCCCUGCAGAGCACAGGGCCUGCUUCCUCCGCCUGAUGGAGCCCCGAGAUCGUGAGACCCUGCAGCUGCUGGUGAACACCUCAAAGGCCCAGGAGCCUCACAGCCCCAGCCAGGACCCCCACUAUGCCCAGGAACUGCUGGCAGUGCUUGGGAGCCAUGAGGUGGACCCUGCCCAGGUGGGGGCUUCAGUGCAGCACCUUUGUGCAAAGACCCCCAUUUACUGGGCCCGUCGAGUGGAGGGGCCCCAGAGGCAGCGGCUCAUCUACCUGUGCAUCGACAUCUGCUUUCCAAGCAACAUCUGCGUGUCAGUGUGCUUUUAUUACCUCCCAGACUAAGCGGCCCUGCCUGGCCCAGCCCCCAGGAUGGCCCCAUCACC